AUGCAACGAGACAAUGGAUCUUACAGUAGCUCUAGCGAUCUCCUGGACAGCCAUGUACUGGGCAACGAGAAACUUGUGCCAGCGAUGGAGAGGUCCGUGAGAUCUAGCGUUGACGGGAACAGUGUCGAGAUAGGGGAAAUAACAGAAUCACCAGAAACAGAUUAUAUGAGUACUUCAGCUAUAUUACACUAUUGUAAAUCAAAAAUAUUAGUACCAUACCUUAAACUAUUAACGGUUAUGGGCCUGCGGCCGGUGACUGAUACGUCGAACUCCUCAAGAUGUGGGGUCUGCUUCUCACACUUCCAUUCAGCACAAGUGGCAGUGUUUAUGUGUUUAGGAUAUAUAUUGCAAUAUAUGGCAUGUUUUAGAAGAGACAGGGGAUUUUGUUACAAACUAGUGCCGUUAGCGUUAUCUUCCUCGUUGGAAUAUGAUGCGUACAGAAAAGUCUGUUACGGCAACAUCACCUUUACUUAUAUUGGGCCCAGUGUGUUGCACUUCUUAGGAUUCCUGUAUGCACUUUAUCUCUUCAGGAUAUCUGAUAAUGAACAAUUGCAAAAUCUUAUGGAGAGGGUGUUCCUCUUAUCGUCGUACGCCCCUCAAGGAACACCGACAACAAAACCAAAGAAAUUGCUGCGAAUGCUUUGGUUCUUUAUUAGUUUAAGUGUCCUUUGGAUGUGUGUGUCAUUGUGCUCCGUAAACCUCAUGAUGGCAAAGGGAACUAUUAUGUUUAGAUGGAUGGAAAACAGUUCCGAUGAGUUGUUGCUUUUUUUAAAAAUACUUCUUAUAGUAUGUACAUUGAUCCAUGAUAUGAUUCAAGCAACGGUCAUUACGAGCUACUGCCUGCAAGCUCAAUUGUUGCAAGCGCACCUAAUGUUCCUAAGGGAACGCUUACUUAAUCGCACCAUAUCGCCGCUAAAUUGGAUGAGGGAAAUAGCUGAAUUUCGCAAGCUUCUAAAAUACCUAAACGAUGAUCUAGCACCGGCCGUUUGUUUAUUUACGAUUGUGAACUCUUCAUGGGCGGUGUCUGGCAUCAUGUGGUUACUAGACCUGGACAAAGUGGAUACGGGAACGGAGCCAAUAGCAGGAAUAAGCAUUUUGAAUCAGCUACUAUGGAUAUCGGCCGUGGUCGUACCUUUUAUACAGGCAGCAAGACUAUCAGCGGAAUGUCACCGCACACAAUCCGUCGGGCACGAGUUGUGUGUGCGACCAUUUUUACACCAGGAUACAUCGCAAGAAGACAUCACCACAGUACUCGCUUUCGCCACAUCCCUCAAACUUCGCGCGAAACUAUUCUGCUAUCCCAUUUCCUCCCGAUAUCUGUGUCUUAUUUUGACAUUAGCCACUAUUAUAUUAUUUGCACUUGGUAUGUGUCAUUAUUUACAAUGA
Messenger RNA from Pieris macdunnoughi, 1386 nucleotides. The record is from the annotation of a GenBank genome assembly. Lineage: Eukaryota; Metazoa; Arthropoda; Insecta; Lepidoptera; Pieridae.